This is a messenger RNA of Dermacentor silvarum, 1309 nucleotides long. Its product is annotated as tigger transposable element-derived protein 6. The transcript has a single exon. Gene Ontology annotation, molecular function: DNA binding. Lineage: Eukaryota; Metazoa; Arthropoda; Arachnida; Ixodida; Ixodidae. Bases 581 to 1309 code for a protein of 242 amino acids. Gene Ontology annotation, cellular component: nucleus. The record is from RefSeq and is a predicted model, not a curated record.
CUUGGGAACUUCCAAGACGUGGAUGCUGCAGUACUGACUUGGUUCAAGGACGCACGUUCCCAAAAUGUGCCGGUGUCGGGAACCAUGCUGCAGGAAAAAGCCCGGCAAUUCGCUGAUGCUUUGGACAUCACAGGCUUCGAGGCAAGCGCGGGGUGGCUUCAUCGUUUCCGUGAAAGGAGUGGAAUCACCUGGCAAGUGGUGUCUGGUGAAGAGAAGGCGGCAGACGCAGCAAGCGCUGCUGCAUGGAGGGACGAAAAGUUCCGCGAAAUCGUCGCUUCAUACUCCGAAGAUGAUAUAUUCAAUGCGGACGAAACGGCGUUCUUCUAUCAAAUGCUUCCUGAUAAAACCAUGCAUUUUAAAGGGAACAGCUGCAAAGGCGGCAAGCAGUCCAAAGUCCGGAUUUCGGUAUUGUUAUGCUACAAUGCCACAGGCACCAAGAAGCUGAAACCCUUGGGGAUCGGCAAAUACAAGAAGCCUCGCUGCAUGAGGAACGUUGUUUCAUUGCCGUGCGAUUAUCGGGCUAAUUCACGCGCAUGGAUGACACGAGAGUUGUUCUCUGAGUGGCUACUGAAGGUGGUCGAUGAGCGCAGGUAGGAAAAUCCUGAUUAUCGCCGACAACUGCUCGGCGCAUCUUGCUAAUGUUAGGCUGACAAAUGUACAGCUAGAAUUCUUGCCUCCGAACUGUACUUCCUUGCUCCAGCCACUGGACCAAGGCAUCAUAAAAAGCGUCAAGGCCCAUUACCGGACAUGCCUCGUUCAGCGAUUGCUGAUAAAUCUUGGGAUGAAGCUGCCUACCUCCAUCAAUGUGCUACAGGCCACAGAAAUGGUUACCGGGGCCUGGUGGAGCGUUACAUCAACCACCAUCCAGAACUGCUGGAGGAAGGCAGGCUUGGUAUCUGAAUCUGAACAAGGCAGCGAAGAAAGCGACGCGAGUGGCAUGUGGCAAGAAGUCGUGGAAAGACACGCGAUGGAUGCCUCGGUGACGUUCGAGGACUAUGUGCAGUGCGACGACGAAGCAUGCACGUCAGCCGAACUGACGACCGAUGACAUCAUCAGUGCUGUUCAUGGUGAUAACAGCGACGUGGACGCCAAUGGCGAAGACGACGCUGAGACCGCGCCCGUUAGCCAACCAGAAGAAUCGCUUUCCAACGCCGACAUCAUGGAAUGCGUGCGAAAGAUGCGCACUUACCUUGGCAGGUGCAGCAAUGCCACCGAAGCAGAGCAUAAGAAUGUGGACAACUUCGAAGCGUUCGUCCUGUGGCAGUUGAGCGGCACCCGCCAGGCCAAGAUCACCGACUUUUUCAAAUAA